Molecule: messenger RNA, 2431 nt
Organism: Lutra lutra (Eurasian river otter)
Lineage: Eukaryota; Metazoa; Chordata; Mammalia; Carnivora; Mustelidae
Gene: SNX5
Product: sorting nexin 5
Exons: 13
Coding region: 167-1255 (362 amino acids)
Biological process (GO): intracellular protein transport; pinocytosis
Cellular component (GO): endosome
Molecular function (GO): dynactin binding; phosphatidylinositol binding
Source: RefSeq, a predicted model, not a curated record
UCUGGCUGAGUAAUAAAUUGCCCCGCGCUAAAGCGCGGGCUUUCUUGAGACGCGCCUUGCUGAGAGGGUUCACGUUGCUCCGAGUCCUUGUCGCGGCCCUGCGGUUGGCGGUUUCCGCGUGGCCCGGAGCGAGGCCAGGCGGCCCCCGCUCGAGGCCCGCGUCGCCAUGGCCGCGGUUCCCGAGUUGCUGCAGCAGCAGGAGGAGGACCGCAGCAAGCUGAGAUCUGUAUCUGUGGACCUGAAUGUUGAUCCCUCGCUUCAGAUUGACAUACCUGAUGCACUCAGUGAGAGAGAGAAGGUCAAAUUUACCGUGCACACCAAGACCACGCUGUCCACGUUUCAGAAUCCAGAGUUCUCUGUUACAAGGCAGCAUGAAGACUUUGUGUGGCUACAUGACACUCUUAUUGAAACUGCAGACUAUGCUGGGCUUAUUAUUCCACCUGCUCCUACAAAGCCUGACUUUGAUGGCCCUCGAGAAAAGAUGCAGAAAUUGGGAGAGGGUGAAGGGUCUAUGACCAAAGAAGAAUUUGCUAAGAUGAAGCAAGAGCUGGAAGCUGAGUAUCUCGCGGUCUUUAAGAAGACUGUAUCCUCCCAUGAAGUUUUUCUACAGCGGCUCUCUUCUCACCCUGUUCUCAGUAAGGAUCGCAACUUCCAUGUGUUCCUGGAAUAUGAUCAGGAUCUAAGUGUUCGGCGGAAAAAUACCAAAGAGGUGUUUGGUGGCUUUUUCAAAAGUGUGGUGAAAAGUGCUGAUGAGGUCCUUUUUUCUGGAGUUAAGGAGGUAGAUGACUUCUUUGAGCAAGAGAAGAAUUUCCUCAUUAACUAUUAUAAUAGGAUCAAGGAUUCGUGUGCAAAAGCUGACAAAAUGACCCGAUCUCAUAAAAAUGUUGCAGAUGACUAUAUCCACACUGCAGCCUGCCUGCAUAGCCUGGCUUUAGAAGAGCCCAUGGUCAUCAAAAAGUACCUAUUGAAGGUUGCUGAGCUAUUCGAAAAACUUAGGAAAGUAGAAAGUCGAGUCUCCUCCGAUGAAGACUUAAAGCUGACAGAGCUUCUCCGAUACUACAUGCUCAACAUAGAGGCUGCUAAGGAUCUCUUAUACAGACGUACCAAAGCCCUCACUGACUAUGAGAACUCAAACAAAGCCUUGGAUAAGGCCCGGUUGAAAAGCAGAGAUGUCAAGUUGGCUGAGGCACACCAGCAGGAAUGCUGCCAGAAAUUUGAACAGCUUUCUGAAUCUGCAAAAGAAGGUUCUUCCUGAAAUUCAUGACUGAACUGAUAGUCAGUUGAACGAGCAUAGUACAAAUGAAGGUGGUGUGAACAGGCAUCAACGGGAGAUGAGACAGGUUAGCGUUGAGCCCUGGUCCUGGGUGCAGGCCUAGAGGAAAGGUGAGUUUAUCUUGACCUCUGUGAAGACCUAUUUAGUAUAUCCAAGGUAAUUAACCCAUCAUGAUAAUUUGUUUAAAAAUGUUGGCUGCUUGAUCUUUCUUUUGGCCAGUGCUACGUUAGACCUGGUGCAGGAGGGUAAGUUUGCUCCUGAGGACUGGACCCCCAGCUGAAGCUGGAGAGGAUUUUGACCAAAGGAGUGAUGGUCAGAACUGGGUUUAUGGAAGGAAUCCAAGGGAGAAAGUACUUAUUGGCUUACCCUAAUUUCUAAUGGGGCAUUAAUCCUGAAUAGUGUUUGGUGAUAGGAAACCACAGAUGUAAAGGGCAUAUUGUAUAGAUCUGUCUACAGAGAAGCUGUCUGAACGUACGUAAGCAGUAGUUUCAAAGUUUAAAAAUAAUAAUUUAAAGAAAUGGGCGUAGGUGCAGGUUAUGUAUGUGUGGCUCACCACCUCCCCAGCCUUCUUUCCAUAAGUACUGGUAGCUAGAGGUUUAGGGCAAGACUGUUCAUUUCAUAGAUUCUCUAAGUAGUCUGUGGCAUUCUCUCAAUUUUGAUGCUCAGUAAUUGGGUGCAGUGCUCAUUUUAAAGGCAAUGCCAGGGGCACCUGGCUGGCUCAGUAGGUAAGAGCAUGAGACUCGAUCUCAGGGUUAAAAGUUCAAGCCCUACGUUCGGUGUAGAUAGGACUUAAAAAUAAAAUUUUAAAAAACAAAGGCGGGUGCCUGGAUAGCUCAGUUGGUAAAGCAUCUGCCUUCAGCUCAGGUCAUGAUCCCAGGGUCCUGGGAUUGAGUGCCGAGUUGGGUUCCCUGCUCAGCAGAGGAGUCUGCUUCUCCCUCCAACUCCCUCUCUGCUCAUCUUCUCUCUCACUCUCACUCAAAUAAAUAAAAUCUUUAAAUACAUAAAGACAAAGGCAGGCACAUCACUAUAUUGUCCAUAAAAUGUCAGGUAUGUGUCUCAGUUUGCAGAGAAUAAAAAAUAGAACAUGUGUGUAUCCAAGUGUUGGAGAUUAUAUGUAAGAAUGAUGUUUGGAAAUUAAAGAUUAAAAUUGUUCAGCUU